CCAUCUUAUAAACUUCCGGUUUCUUUUCGAGGCGUGCGCGAAGCACGAAGUGCCCGUUCUUUUCCGAUUUGUCAAAAUGGGUAUCGACAUCAAUCAUAAACACGACCGCAAAGUGCGGCGAACAGAACCCAAGUCUCAGGAUGUCUACCUCCGACUUUUGGUUAAGCUGUACCGUUUCCUGGCAAGACGUACCAAUGCAAAAUUCAACAAGAUUAUCCUGAAACGUCUCUUCAUGAGUAAAAUUCACAGGCCACCAAUUUCGUUGGCACGUGUCGUGAGAUUCAUGAAGAAACCAACACGUGAGAAUUGCAUUGCUGUUGUUGUGGGUACAGUCACGGAUGAUGCCAGGAUUUUUGAGAUUCCAAAGUUGACUGUUUGUGCUCUCCGUGUGACUGAGAAAGCUCGCGGACGAAUCCUGAAGGCUGGGGGUGAGAUAAUUACAUUCGAUCAAUUGGCACUGAGAGCACCAACUGGAAACAAGACAGUCCUGAUGCAAGGACGUCGCAAGGCACGUGAGGCUGUCAAGCACUUUGGACCAGCUCCUGGUGUACCGCACUCCCAUACCAAACCCCUGGUUCGCUCCAAGGGAAGGAAAUUCGAAAGGGCCCGCGGCCGCAGGCGCAGCUGUGGUUACAAGAAGUAGACGAUUAUAUUCAUUCUGCCACGAUUUAUUUUUUCCUGCUAUCACUAUCCAAACUGAUGUUCUUUUGUACGUCGGAGAUGAAAGAAAUAAAUUGGGGUAAACGUAA
Molecule: messenger RNA, 749 nt
Organism: Fopius arisanus
Lineage: Eukaryota; Metazoa; Arthropoda; Insecta; Hymenoptera; Braconidae
Gene: RpL18
Product: ribosomal protein L18
Exons: 4
Coding region: 77-643 (188 amino acids)
Biological process (GO): translation
Cellular component (GO): ribosome; cytosolic large ribosomal subunit
Molecular function (GO): structural constituent of ribosome; RNA binding
Source: RefSeq, a predicted model, not a curated record